Clarias gariepinus (North African catfish) is the source of this 1891-nucleotide messenger RNA. It is a transcript of the gene bin3, whose product is annotated as bridging integrator 3. The record is from RefSeq and is a predicted model, not a curated record. NCBI's taxonomy places the organism in Eukaryota, Metazoa, Chordata, Actinopteri, Siluriformes, Clariidae. Gene Ontology annotation, cellular component: cytoplasm; actin cortical patch. The transcript has 9 exons. Gene Ontology annotation, molecular function: protein binding; lipid binding. The coding region runs from base 121 to 882 and encodes 253 amino acids. Gene Ontology annotation, biological process: endocytosis; actin cortical patch localization; plasma membrane tubulation.
UGGGACGCGGCUCAUGUCCCACUUCCUCAGUUUACAGAGUUGUAGCUAGACAGGUAGAAAAGGCAAUGGUUUUGGAAAUAAAGUUGUUGUUCGCGGUUAAAUUGGAGUAAAUACGACACCAUGAGCUGGAUUCCAUUUAAGAUCGGGCAACCGAAGAAACAGAUCGUUUCUAAGACGGUUGAAAGAGACUUCGAGCGAGAAUAUGAGAAGCUCCAGAAGCUGGAAGACCAAACGAAGAAGCUGCAUAAAGACAUGAAGAAAAGCACGGAGGCUGAUAUCGCCAUGUCUAAAGCGGCUGUGAAGAUUGCUGGGGACUUGUUGAGUAACCCGCUGUGCGAGCAGGACCAAGCCUUUCUGGAGUCUAUGAUGGCUCUGGAUACAGCCAUGAAACGAAUGGAUGCGUUCAAUCAGGAGAAGGUCAAUCAGAUUCAGAAGACUGUGAUCGAUCCUCUAAAAAAGUACAGCAGUGUGUUCCCCAGUCUGAACAUGGCGGUGAAGCGGAGAGAGCAGGCCUUACAGGACUAUAAGAGACUGCAGGCUAAAGUGGAGAAAUAUGAGGAGAAGGAGAAGACUGGACCCAUCAUGGUCAAACUCCAUCAGGCGAGGGAAGAGUUGAGGCCGGUCAAGGAAGAUUUCGAAGCCAAGAAUAAGCAACUGCUGGAAGAGAUGCCCAAAUUUUACAACAGCCGCAUCGACUACUUUCAGCCGAGCUUCGAGGCGCUUAUCCGAGCUCAGGUGGUGUACUUCACAGAGAUGCACAAGAUCUUCAGUGACCUGACGGAUCACAUCGAUCAAGGUGGCCUGACAGACCAAGAGCGAGAACAGCAGAACGAGGCAAAGCUCAACGAACUCCGCGCUCUGUCUAUCGUAGCGGACGACUGACGACGGAGCAGAUCUCAGUUCAGUUCAGGCAGCUGUGGUAGGGAUUACAGAGAGUGUAAAUGUAGGAAAGGUGUCAAGAACGAAACCUAUUUGAUCUUCAUCUGUCUUUUUAUAACUUCUCUUUGCGAUCUGGGUUCGGGGUUUGACUUUUUGACGAUUUGUGUUUCAUGAUGACGGUAAAAACGGCAGGAAGCCUUCCUCAGGCAGAUCUUAAGCUAUAUGAUAACUUAUAUGCAGGAAGAGGAAAUUUCUGUAACAUCACUGGAAGCGCGCUGCUUCUUUACGUUUUAAAUGUAAAGGAAAGGCAGUAAUUCACAAAGGCUUUACAUUAGGAAUCACUGCAUGCAUGUCAAACACGUGUAGCUUUGAACACUAAACCCUGCCGUCUUCUCUAACGCCUCUGUCUCAGCAAUUCUACUGCUACAUCUCUAACGGAGCGAUAUCUAGUAACUCAAUACUAGCACAAAGUAUUUAUUCAUUGUUUAUGGAGUAUUUUAAAUGGUGUCUGAAGUCAAUUAGAGUGUCUGUAAUGUCAAAUUCUGUUACUUGGUACUGUAGCGCCCUCUACUGACCCAAACAAAAAACUGACUUUACUCGUCUUUGUGUGUAGUGGUUUUAAACAAGGUGUCCUGUUUAUGUACUACAGCCAUAAAAAAUUCCAGGUUUUAAAUAAAAUACGAUCGUAUUCGAGGACCGACUGCUGGAAAAAAACUAGUUUCAUUGCCUUCACGUCUUCUCCAAAGGAGACAAAUGUUGCAUUUUGUUCUUUUGUCUUUUAAACAAAACCUACAUGUAAUUUCUGUUAAAUCAUGUGACUUUAUUUUCAGGAUUUGUGAUUUGUCCUGAUAUCUGAUCAUCUCUUAUGUAGCGUUAAUCUCUCUUUUUUUUUUUUGCACACUAAAAAUGAGUUUGUGUCUUCUUUGAUUAUAAUCCCACCCACUUUUUCAUUUGUACCGUUUGUAUUUGUUUUAACGUACGAGUCGUACAAUAUAUCGGUUGUUGAAAGAAA